This is a messenger RNA of Dioscorea cayenensis subsp. rotundata (Guinea yam), 1225 nucleotides long. RefSeq names its product 1-aminocyclopropane-1-carboxylate oxidase homolog 1-like. The coding region runs from base 44 to 1117 and encodes 357 amino acids. The transcript is spliced from 2 exons. Lineage: Eukaryota; Viridiplantae; Streptophyta; Magnoliopsida; Dioscoreales; Dioscoreaceae. The record is from RefSeq and is a predicted model, not a curated record.
UCCCAUAAAAAACAAGGAAGAGCACAUUAUCCUUGAACCAAGCAUGGCCAUGUCCUCAGCCACCACCGACAGAGUAACAGCUCUGAAAGAGUUCGACUCUGGCAAAACCGGAGUCAAAGGUCUCGUUGACUCCGGAAUCACCUCCCUUCCAGCCAUUUUCCACCACCCCAACAUCCGCCUCUCUAUCCCCUCCACCACCCACCUUUCAAUCCCCACUGUCGAUCUCUCCCUCCCACGCCCUAUCACGGUCGAUCUGAUCCGCUCCGCAUGCCAAGACUGGGGCUUCUUCCAGCUCAUUAACCAUGGCAUCCCUCUCUCCACCAUCGAAAACACCAUCUCCGCCGUCCGAUCCUUCCACGAACUUCCCACCACCAUCCGUUCCAAACACUACACGCGUGCGCAAGGUGCCACCUUCAUGUACUACUCCAACGAGGACCUGUUCCUUUCUUCGGCGGCGACCUGGAAAGACACGUUGAAGGUUUCGUUCGGCCCUGUCCGACCGGAACUCAACCAGAUCCCGGAGGUUUGCGGGUCGGAGCUGGUGGCAUGGGACGAGCAGGUGAAGGAGGUGGCGAGGGAAGUGAUGGGGAUGAUGUGUGAGGGGCUCGGAGUGAGCUCAGGGAGGCUGGAGGAGCUGACGUGUCUGGAGGGGAGAGCGUUAGCGGGGCACUUCUCCCCACCAUGCCCGAAGCCUGAUCGGACGCUCAGAUCCGCGGCGCACACGGAUGUCGGGGUUCUGACGGUUCUGAUUCAAGACGAGAUUGGUGGGCUUCAGGUGAAGAGUAUGAGGGACGAGUGUUGGGUUGAUGUGAAACCCAUCCCUGGAGCUCUUGUUGUCAACGUUGGUGAACUCCUUCAGAUUAUUUCCAAUGAUAAGUACAAGAGCGUGGAACAUCGAGUAUUGGCUAAUUCUAGCAAUGAACCAAGAAUAUCAGUUGGCAUUUUCUUUAGUCCUGGAAAAAGAGAUGAGGUAGAUCUAUAUGGCCCUCUGCCAGAGCUAAUAUCACCUGACAAAUCAGUUUUUUACCGGAGUUUGAAGAUGUCAGAGUAUGCCAAAGCUUUUCGAGGUCAAGCAAUAGUGUGUCACUGCAUUACUAAACAUGUUAAACUGCCAUGAGAUGACAAGGAUACUAACCGGUGAGAUUGGUGAUGCUAUCAUCUUUGAUUGUAAUAAAAUAAGUUGGAUAACUUGUGGAAAAAUUAUAAAAUGCUUAUGCUUCUCCUA